AUGAACAACGCGGUAUUCGGUAAGACCAUGGAGACCGUGCGCAAGCACGUCGACGUGAGAUUGGCGACGACAUGGGAGGGUAGACACGGCGCGGAGGCGCUGAUCGCGAAACCGAAUUUUCACAGUCGCAGCGUCUUCGCGGAAAAUGUAAUCGCCGUCGAACUGCGUAAACUCAAAGUACAAUUCUACAAGAUUUACGUGGGUAUGUGCAUACUCGACGUAUCGAAAGUCUGCCUGUACGAAUUUCACCACGAGUACAUGUUGCCGCUGUACCGCGACAAGUGCAAGAUCAUGUACACCGACACGGACA
Wasmannia auropunctata (little fire ant) is the source of this 310-nucleotide messenger RNA. RefSeq lists its product as uncharacterized. The record is from RefSeq and is a predicted model, not a curated record. The annotation marks the transcript as partial. The transcript has a single exon. Lineage: Eukaryota; Metazoa; Arthropoda; Insecta; Hymenoptera; Formicidae.